Messenger RNA from Rotaria sp. Silwood2, 519 nucleotides. Lineage: Eukaryota; Metazoa; Rotifera; Eurotatoria; Philodinida; Philodinidae. The record is from the annotation of a GenBank genome assembly.
AUGGGAUCAAGAAAAACAAAUGCUAGAGGAAGACAGGUACAAGAGGUGAUCAACGAAGGUUAUAUUAACUGUAUAGACGAUGAUAACACGACAUUUGAAAAGAAUGAUUACGAAGAAAAGAUUGACUGGAUAUUAGCCAGUCAACCACUUCAUUCAUUAAUAUCAAACGUCGAAACACAUCCAACAAUUGGUACAUUAAGUGGCCAUAAACCAUUAACCUUCGAUAUCCCAAUUGGAACUGAACCAAAACCAGCAUCACCAAGAUUAUCCCUCAACUUCAAAGCAGCAAAUUGGCCAAAAUUUAGAAAUAAAUUAAAUGAACAACUAAUGCUAUGGAACAAAAAUCGUAGUAUAAAUUCAGAAUCAGAUGUAGAAGAAUAUACGUCGUUUAUUACCAACAGCAUUACUGCAGCAACACAAGAAGCCAUACCAACAUCGAAACAUCUGAAUACAAACAUUAAACUAAGUGAAGCAACCAAGCAUCUGAUCCAGCUCAAACAUGACACUUAUCGUAAAUGA